Molecule: messenger RNA, 4411 nt
Organism: Amphiprion ocellaris (clown anemonefish)
Lineage: Eukaryota; Metazoa; Chordata; Actinopteri; Pomacentridae
Gene: st6galnac6
Product: ST6 (alpha-N-acetyl-neuraminyl-2,3-beta-galactosyl-1,3)-N-acetylgalactosaminide alpha-2,6-sialyltransferase 6
Exons: 6
Coding region: 253-1179 (308 amino acids)
Biological process (GO): oligosaccharide metabolic process; ganglioside biosynthetic process
Molecular function (GO): alpha-N-acetylgalactosaminide alpha-2,6-sialyltransferase activity
Source: RefSeq, a predicted model, not a curated record
AGGGAUCAGUAAAGUUCAUCUUAUCGUAUCCCAGCACCGCCUCUGGGUGUGAGAGCAGCAUCUGUCAGUGAUGAGAGGAAAGUUGUGCAGCUUCGGUCUCCUUCCGUCUGCAGUGGGAGAGGCGGCGUGACGUCAGCGAGUGGUGCAGGAAGAGGGGAGACAGAAAUGAGGGAGACGUCGGAGAGAGACACCACAAACACCACGACAAGGUAUGAUGAGCCGCAGCCCGAGUGCUGGCACUGAUAAGAAAGCAUGGGGCUCCGGCUCACUGGCAAGGGACAGCAGAGCCAUAGGAUGGUGAUCUUCGCUGCCAUCAUCAUCCUGAUGACACUCCUCAUCCUGUAUGGCUCCAACAACGUCAACGAGGCCACCUAUACUCCCUUCCAUGUGGCUACAAAUCAUGCCAUCAAGACUACAGACCUGAAGAAAUGGUCCGGGAGAGAUGGUUAUGUACCAUUUUAUGGGAACAAGACUAUGAAUCUGCACUGCCAUAACUGUGCGCUGGUCACGAGCUCCAGCCAUGUCCUGGGUAGUCGAGCAGGAGAGGAGAUCGACCAUACAGAGUGUGUUAUUCGCAUGAACGACGCCCCCACGUUGGGCUACGGCUCUGAUGUGGGAAACCGAACGACUCUGAGGGUCGUAGCACACUCCAGUGUGUUCAGGGUGGUCCGAAGGCCCAAUGAGUUUGUCUCCCGCACAGACAGCAACCCUGUAAUGAUCUUCUGGGGACCCCCGAACAAGAUUGGGAAGGAGGCCAAAGGAACCUUGUAUAGGUUGAUCCAGAGAUUCAGCAUGACCUACAGCAACUUGUCUUGUUUCAGUGUCGCAUCGAGCAAGAUGCGCAGAUUUGACAAUCUGUUUCACAGAGAAACAGGACGAGAUAGGCAAAAAUCUCACUCAUGGUUGAGCACAGGCUGGUUCACAAUGGUCAUAGCCAUUGAGAUUUGUGACAACAUCAAAGUAUAUGGGAUGGUUCCACCCAAUCACUGCGGCAGAAAACCUGGAUCCAAGAAGAUGCCGUACCACUACUACAAACCCAGGGGGUCUGAUGAAUGUGUAACAUACAUACAGAAUGAGAGCAGCCGAAGAGGAAACCACCACCGCUUUAUCACAGAAAAACAGGUGUUUGCACGCUGGGCAAAGCAAUACAACAUCACCUUCACUCAUCCAAAAUGGUGAAAAGACAGAGAUGUCUGCAUUCACAGGAGUCGGAGUGAGCACUAUGGGCUGGAUUUCACUGCAACUUCCCCAAAUGUGACGUUAACUGGCCUCACACUGGAUGACGACUACUUUCAGGAACUGCCACUGGGGUAAUAAAAGCAUUUGGAAAAGUCUAAAAUUGGACCUAAUGACUAAGGAGAGAUAUGGGAAUGUUUUCUGUUGCAGACAAGUGUGGAAACUCAUUUUGAGAGGUUUCUGAAGUACUGCGUAUAUUCCACAUUGAUUUGUGGGCGUAAUCUGGCAAGUGUUUUUGUAAAUAGAAAAUGAAUUUAAAAAAGAUUUUUUUACAUCUUUAUAAUAUUUUUGUUAUGUGCUGAAAAUGACGUUAUGUUUCCCAUGCUGAGGAGGGGUCACAUCAGCAGGCACCUCUAAAUAAGUGGCCUACAAAACAGACUCUAAAUAGCUCUUAUAUGUCUAUUACACAGAGAUGAUAUUCAGCAGACUGUGCAGCCAGAGCCAGCAAACCACUAAUUCAGUCUACAAAUAAUCUACUGGGCCUUUUGAUACAGUACAGAAGCAGUUCCUGAACCAAUACCAAAACAGUAUUUUAACUUAAUUUGAAUAUAUAUAAUUUAAUGUAUCAGUUGCAUGUUUUAUGUCUAAACGCAAAGCAGCCAGACAGUAACUAAACAUGUGUCUGAACUGUGAUUUAAAUCAGGAAACAGCAGAUUCAGUGCCAGCUUAUAGUAUUAUACAGGUUUUUUUGUUUGUUUUUCUUAACUCGGUGCUGCAUGUGCAUUCUGACUAGUACCCAAAACAUUGGCAAAGUUAACCUCUGGUCAAAAGAUGUCAUAUGAAGUGUUGAAGAGAUUUUAUCUGUGUUGAGUUAACAUUGACGAAACAAGACAUAAGUAUUGGACAUAUCCAGCUUGCAUAAAUUAUACAGCACUAAAAUUUUUUUCUAGAAACACCGUCACAUUAUGCAGAGUUCUUUGGUUAUUUUUGGUCGGUUCAUCUAAAAACAUAGUGAUAUAGUGAAGAUACUACUACAGCAUCAUAACAAGAAAAUUUGAUCCUUAACCCUUUUACUUUAGUGGCAUUGCAAUGCAUGCAGACUCAUUUCAAACUGUCCCCAGAAUGCAUCCUGGUUGUUCUAUGAUUCAAAGAUCAGUUGAAGUGGAGAAGGGUGCAGUUACUUAAAAAUGUGCUGCUUUUCGCAAAUAAAUAGUCUGCAAAAAUAUUUCUUGACAGCAUUUGUGCUCAGGAGAUGCUAUUAUCACUGUGCACGCAAUGUGCUUCAGUUUAGUUAUGAUUGGAAGCCUGCACUGUUUAUUUGAAAUAACUGGUCGAUAAUUAAAGGGGAGAAAAUACAGUUUAACCAAGCUUAAAUUGCCUGCUAUUGAGAUAACAUCCGGAAACAUUAAAACGACUGAAUUUUAUAUAAUGCAAAUUUUGUACCACAUUCAGCAUCUUUAACACAGAAGGGGACAUACUAAACUACAGUUUUGUGGGUAUACAGUAGGCUCAAAACAAAAACACAAACUGAUUAAAGCUAUCAUGAAGUAGGAUUUCCUGCAGGGGACUAUUGUAUUAGACUACAUGAGUUUUCACACGCUGCACCUAAUGCUAAGCUUAUUGACAAGGACACAUUGUUGCCUCACAGAUACCCUAAAACAACACUGCAGGCUAAUUUUAGUCCUCUGAACCCCAAGUGAUUUCUGGCAGUUUUUUUUUAUCUCUUCACAUUUUUACUCACUGUGGGCUCAUUUUUCAUUGCAAUGUAAAGUUCUGCACUUCUAUGUAAACAGAACAACCAUGAGAAGAAGCAGAAAGAACUCAAAAAUGUGCAGCACAACAAGGUCAUAAUGCUAUAAAUUAUAUAUUUAAAAAAAAACACAAAAAUUAUUGUACAACAUUUUUCCAAGUUACCACAGGUGCUACCAAUACUUAAACAGAACUGGUGUUGUGCAUACUAUAGAUAUUUUACUUUUUAUAUUUUUAAUUUGCUAGCAUACUUGCACUUGAGCCAAAAAGUCCCUGAACUUUUUUCACUUUUUUUAAAAAUUUAUUUUUUUUUACUGAAUCUGUUAAGAACCAGAUUUCAUGUCUUUCAAACCUGCCAGUCAGUUUUGGGGUUCAGAGGGUUAACCUGAGAGAAUGAAAAGUUAAUAUGAAGGUUUGAUAUAUGCAGCAUGCUUUGCUGAUGGAAUGUGAUUGCACCGGAAAGACAUUUUGAGAGCCGUAAAGUCAUUAAGCGUCCCGCUAGAAAAUGUUCCAAUUUUUAAAUAAGCAGAUGGGCCACUUUCUCUUCAAUGUACUUGACCUAUUUGUCCAAAAACCUGGAACUUAAACACAGAAGUUCAAUGCCAUUUGUUUAUCCAUGUUGUGUUGCUCUCAACACCAUUUUUCAUGAAAAAUUCUGUACCGUAUAUCAAAAAACAAGUCAAGUCAGUUCAAGCAUGUGGGAUAGAGUUUGUAUUUAAAUAUGUACAAUUUGUUGAGUCAUUUAGAAACAAAGAAGAUGAGCUAACAUCAAAGCACUAAUGGGUUAUUAUUGUGUUUACUAGAGGCAAUGCCAAAAACUCCAGUUAUGGACAACCUCAAGGUAAAUACCAGUUAGAUGAUUCAUUUGCCAGCAUGUCUUUCUUUACUUUGCUCCGUCGCUAGUUCUUUAAUUAAACAUUGGAAACACCUGAAAAGGCAGCUGAGAUCUUCUGCCUCAGCCCUGCCAUGGAAAUUAAGAUGGCCUCCUGUUGACAACACAAAGGAAACAGUUUAAUGUACACACUGGUGAGAACCAGCAACUUGCAGAGCAUUUUUACUGUACAAACAAUGCCAAUCUGUCUUGUCACACAAUGCUUUAAGAACAGAUACUGUAUGUUUGUCCUCACCUCUGUACGAAUAGUUCUGCUGCCCUGAUCAGGGCAUGUGUUGAGGUACAGGUCGAAUAAAACACUGGGGUCAGACACAUCCAGGUUUUGGUCAGCGUCUACGCUGGCUUCCAAUCCCUGAAGACCUCCAAAAACGACCAAAAGAUGUCUAAAAAGGGAAUAAUUCACUUUAGUUCUGUAUCAUUUAAGCAAAAUGGUGCUUUGAGCUAAAUACUAAUGCCAGCAUGCUUACAUACACACAAUAAAAAUGACAACGUGCAAAUCUUUUUAAGAAUAUGGCAACAAUGUUUAGUAUCUUAAUUUAGCAUGUAAGGAUGCAAACAAUUAAAGAUAUUUCAAGGAUUGGAAGUAUACUGAAA